This is a messenger RNA of Carica papaya (papaya), 1110 nucleotides long. The record is from RefSeq and is a predicted model, not a curated record. Lineage: Eukaryota; Viridiplantae; Streptophyta; Magnoliopsida; Brassicales; Caricaceae.
UCAGGUUGGGCGGAUAAAAUCCAUGGCUUAACUAUUCCGGCUGACGGACCACACCAAGUCCAGACUCUUCAUGAACCGAUUGGUGUUGUUGGUCAGAUAAUUCCUUGGAAUUUUCCUCUUAUUAUCUUAGCUUGGAAGCUGGGGCCUGCACUAGCUUGUGGAAACACCAUUGUUGUCAAACCAGCCGAGCAAACUCCAUUAUCAACUCUUUAUCUCGCUAAUCUUUUUCUCGAGGCCGGACUUCCUCCGGGUGUUUUUAAUGUGGUUCCUGGAUUUGGUCCAACUGCUGGUGCUGCACUUGCCAGUCAUAUGGAUGUAGACAAGAUUGCUUUUACUGGAUCGACGGCAACGGGAAGAGCUAUCACAGAGAUGUCUGCGAAAAGUAAUCUUAAACCCACACUUUUGGAACUUGGAGGAAAAUCCCCUUUCAUUGUAUGUGAAGAUGCAGAUGUAGAUAUGGCGGUAGAACAUGCGAAUUUAGCUGUGUUCUUUCAUCAGGGACAAUGUUGUGCCGCUGGCUCUCGUACUUUUGUACACGAGAGUAUAUACGAUGAGUUUGUUGAGAAAGCGAAAGCUCGAGCACAGAAAAUUAUCGUUGGUGAUUCAUUCAAAUCAGGUGUUCAACAAGGUCCACAGAUUGAUGCUAAACAAUUCGAGAAGACCUUGGGGUAUAUAAAAUUAGGCAUUGAUUGUGGAGCAACUCUUGAAACGGGAGGCGAUCGUUUUGGCAACAGAGGCUACUACAUUCAACCUACUGUUUUCUCCAAUGUCGAGGAUGACAUGUCGAUAGCAACAGAUGAAAUAUUUGGUCCGGUCCAAUGCAUCAUAAAAUUCAAGGACUUGAAUGAAGUCAUUGGAAGGGCAAAUGAUACUCCUUACGGACUUGUUGCUGGUGUGUUUACUAAGAAUAUGGACACUGCAAACACACUGAGUCUUGCCUUACGAGCUGGAACUGUGUGGGUAAAUUGUUACAACGUGAUCGAUAUUACGAUUCCUUUUGGUGGGUAUAAGAUGAGCGGACAUGGAAGAGAGAAGGGUAUUUACAGUCUUUCCAAUUACUUGCAAGUGAAGGCUGUCGUUACUCCUUUGAAUAAUCCAGCAUGGCUCUAA